This is a messenger RNA of Lemur catta (Ring-tailed lemur), 1923 nucleotides long. It is a transcript of the gene MAPK3, whose product is annotated as mitogen-activated protein kinase 3. Lineage: Eukaryota; Metazoa; Chordata; Mammalia; Primates; Lemuridae. Gene Ontology annotation, biological process: protein phosphorylation; intracellular signal transduction. Gene Ontology annotation, molecular function: ATP binding; MAP kinase activity. Bases 81 to 1310 code for a protein of 409 amino acids. The transcript has 8 exons. The record is from RefSeq and is a predicted model, not a curated record. Gene Ontology annotation, cellular component: nucleus; cytoplasm.
GCGGGUGACAGGGCGGGCGGGAAGGGGCGGGGCCUCGGGCGGGGCCGCCGGGGGAGGCGGGCGGGAGGGGAGGAGUGGAGAUGGCGGCGGCGGCGGCGGCGGCUCAGGGGGGCGGGGGCGGGGAUCCCCGGGGAGCCGAUGGGGUCGGCCCGGGGGUCGCGGGGGAAGUGGAGAUAGUGAAGGGGCAGCCGUUCGACGUGGGGCCGCGCUACACGCAGCUGCAGUACAUCGGCGAGGGCGCGUACGGCAUGGUCAGCUCAGCUUAUGACCACGUGCGCAAGACUCGAGUGGCCAUCAAGAAGAUCAGCCCCUUCGAGCAUCAGACGUACUGCCAGCGCACGCUGCGAGAGAUCCAGAUCUUGCUGCGAUUCCGUCAUGAGAAUGUCAUUGGCAUCCGAGACAUUCUGCGAGCGCCCACCCUGGAGGCCAUGCGGGAUGUCUACAUUGUGCAGGACCUAAUGGAGACAGACCUGUAUAAAUUGCUCAAAAGCCAGCAGCUGAGCAAUGACCACAUCUGCUACUUCCUCUACCAGAUCCUGCGGGGCCUCAAGUAUAUCCACUCAGCCAACGUGCUCCACCGGGAUCUAAAGCCCUCCAACCUGCUCAUUAACACCACCUGCGACCUUAAGAUCUGUGAUUUCGGCCUGGCUCGGAUUGCUGACCCUGAGCACGACCACACUGGCUUUCUGACGGAAUAUGUGGCCACACGCUGGUACCGCGCCCCAGAGAUCAUGCUGAACUCCAAGGGCUACACCAAGUCCAUUGACAUCUGGUCUGUGGGCUGCAUCCUGGCUGAGAUGCUCUCCAACCGGCCCAUCUUCCCUGGCAAGCACUACCUGGAUCAGCUCAACCACAUUCUGGGCAUCCUCGGCUCCCCAUCCCAGGAGGACCUCAAUUGCAUCAUCAACAUGAAGGCUCGAAACUACCUACAGUCUCUGCCCUCCAAGACCAAGGUGGCCUGGGCCAAACUGUUUCCCAAGUCGGACUCCAAAGCCCUUGACCUGCUGGACCGGAUGUUAACCUUUAACCCCAACAAACGGAUCACAGUGGAGGAAGCACUGGCUCACCCCUACCUAGAGCAGUACUACGACCCGACGGAUGAGGUGGGCCAGCCCCCCGCAGCAGGGCCGGCGGGAGCACGGGCCUCCCCUAGCACCUGCCCUGAGCCUCACUGUCUGCCACCCCAGCCGGUCGCUGAGGAGCCCUUCACCUUCGACAUGGAGCUGGAUGACCUCCCCAAGGAGCGGCUGAAGGAGCUCAUCUUCCAGGAGACGGCCCGCUUCCAGCCUGGGGUGCUGGAGGCCCCCUAGCCUGGACAGACGGUCCCACCCCUGGGCCUGGUCCUGCCUCCUGCCUGCCCCUCUCCCGCCAGACUGUUAGAAAUGGACACUGUGCCCAGCCCAGACCCCGGCAGCCCAGGCCGGCUCAGAGGGUGGGCCUGGCCACCUUCUCUCCCUUUGCUCAGGCGUCCUGCUUCAGCCAGGCCAAGGUGUCCCUCACCCCCUCCUGCUGGGGCCCUAGGGCUCACGUGGCCCCAGAGCGAAUUUCCCUGUGCUGCUCUGUCUUCACCUAGCCCAGGUAUCCCAGUCUGGUCGUUCUGGAAUGGAAGGGCUCUGGCUGCCCCAGGACCCACCGUGGGGUGGCGGCACUGAAUGAGGACUCAGGGCAAGCCCUGCCCCGCUCAUCUCAUUAAAACCCACCUUGCUUCCCUGAAGGAACAUUCCUAAGUCCCAAGGGCUGGUAUCCCUGAGGAGCAGGGCCAGGCCCGAACCCCUCCCCUCAAAGCUGCCACAUCUAACGCCCUUGCUGCUUCUGUGUGUGGGUGAGCGGAAGUGAAGCUGGGGGUACGUGGAGCACCUGGUGCCCCCUGCCCACCUCCCUGUGCCUGUAUCUAAUAUAUAAAUAUAGAGAUGUGUAUACGGA